Molecule: messenger RNA, 2455 nt
Organism: Mercenaria mercenaria
Lineage: Eukaryota; Metazoa; Mollusca; Bivalvia; Venerida; Veneridae
Product: arginine kinase-like
Exons: 7
Coding region: 360-1442 (360 amino acids)
Biological process (GO): phosphocreatine biosynthetic process
Molecular function (GO): creatine kinase activity
Source: RefSeq, a predicted model, not a curated record
AAAUCAAGUAAACUUAUUCAAUUACAUUUUGAAUGUAAAAAAUGAAACCAAAUACUGAAACAUACAAAUUAUGUAUACCUGGAUUGCAUUUAUUGUAAUCACAGUGUGUAUUUAACAUUUCAGUCAUAAUAAAGUGUGACAAAAUAAAUAGUAUGCGAAUUCUCAAACUAGCGGAUUUUGAUAAACGACAUGGGAUGUAAUUAUUUUAACAUGUAAUAAGAAUUAGUCAACCGUUCGUACUUAUUUUAACUACUUUACAAAUCAACGAUUUGUUACAUGUAGACAGUUUUAAUUAAUCAUUUAACAGGUUGGCUUCUCGCAAAGUGAUAUAUUUUUUCCUUCUCUGCGUAGGGGCCAAUAUGUCUUGGAACCCAAUGCCUAUUGAAGAGCUGUGGAUCUUGCUCAGUCAAAGUGACUCCCCGUCUCUCUUGAAGAAGUUCUUGACUCUAGAGCUUUAUAACAAACUGAAGGACAAGAAAACCUUGCGUGGAGGGACACUAGCAAAUUGUAUCAAUACGGGAUGUUUACAUUUCCGCAAUAAUGCAGGCAUUUACGCUUGUGAUCCCGAAGCGUACACGGUAUUUGAAGAAAUAUUCAACAAAGUAAUUAAAGAGUAUCACAAGAUAGAAAGUCUGUGUCAUCCAGAACCGUAUUAUGGAACAGAAGAAGAAAUAGCAGCUCUAGGCAACAUUGAUCCCGAGGGUAAGAUGGUCAUAUCAACACGUGUCCGUGUUGCUCGGAGUCACACGAAAUAUCCGUUCAUACCAGCAUGCACGUUAGAGGACCUGCUGAACAUGGAAAACGACACAGUUACUGCCUUGAAAACACUGACGGGUGAACUAGCUGGACAAUAUUAUCCCCUUGCCCGGAUGGACAAAGCAACAGAGGCGCAACUGGUGGCAGAUCACUAUCUUUUUAGACAUGAUGAUAUAACACUGAGAGAUGCUGGUCUUUACAAGUACUGGGACACAGGUCGUGGUAUUUUCUACAACGAAGAUCAAACGUUCCUAUGCUGGGUCAACGAAGAGGACCAUAUAAGGCUGAUCUCCUUGCAGAAAGGAGGCGAUUUAGCUGCCGUAUAUAAACGUUUAGUCAAAGCUAUUCAUGAAAUGGAGGACCGGAUGACGUUUGCGCGGAGAGAUGGCUAUGGUUAUCUAACAUUUUGCGCAACGAAUCUAGGAACAACGCUACGAGCUAGUGUACUCAUGGCCAUUCCUAAUGUCAGUAAACAGGCAAAUUUCGAUGACUUCCUUGCGAAGCAUAAUAUACAGUCUAGAGGAACACGCGGGUUUGGUUCCGCAGUUGAAGAUGGAGUUCACGAUCUGUCGAAUAAGCACCGACUGGGUCUCACUGAAUACGAAGCUGUGAAAGAAAUGUUGAAUGGAGUUCUCGCAAUCAAAAAGUGGGAAGAAGAACUGGCUGGCAUGAAGAAAAAUGCCUAAAAUAAAAUGUGCAUUUUCACAUUGGUGUGACUGUCUCUCGUGGCCAGUUGACUAAUAGCUUUGGCUUUUAUAAUUAUUUAUAUAAGUGUAAUUGCUGGAUAUUUCUCCAAAUUCCUUUGUGUAUACCGUGAGUGGCUAGUUUUAUUUUCAAAUACAUUGGAAAGUGAUACAAAUUUAGCAUGGUUUUAACUAUUAAUAAGGUCAGUUUUUUUAGCUUGACUUUCCGAAGGAAAUAGUAGAGAUAUUGCACUCUAAAGAUUGCACCUUGCGUCGGCGUCGGCGUGCGGUGUUGUAAAGUCAAAUAUUUCUGUUACUGUCUAUUGUCUACACCGUGAGAGACAAUCCCCAUAGCUCUGAUUUGAAUUUCAAUAGAUUUGUGUCCCUUUGUAACUUAGAAUUUGUGGUUAAAGUUUUCGAUCUCUGUUAUCAUUGAAGUUAUUGACUUGAAAGUCAAAUAUUUCUGUAACUAUUGACUUCAAAUUUUAAAUACUUUAUUUAUUAUUAAAUAUUUACCAGGAGAAUAACCCUGGUUUGAGUUUUGACAGAGUUAUGUCCCUUUUUAUUUUAGACUUGUUGGUCAAGUUUUGGCUUGAACUUUAAAACAGUUGUUUAAUAUCUAAGUCUACACCUGGAGAGACAAUCCCCAUAGCUAUGAUUUGAAUUUUGAUAGAGUUUUAGAAAGUUUAUACUGGCAAAGCUCUUAGUUUAGGGUUAGGCACUGAGAAAAGUCGAGCGCACUGUUACUGUUACAAAGGCUACUGUUUUAUUUAAGGCAAAUUUUAACAAACUAUGUAGUUGCAUGAUUAACAUCAUUUGCAUGGUAAAAAUUUAAUAUAGUUUUAUUAUGUAUAUAAAUUGUUAAUAGUCUCUUGUAAUUCAAUAACUGAAUGGCAAUGUACUGUAUUUUAUGUUUUUGCUUUUAUUAUGAUGUGUUGAAUGUGUACAUUGAUGAGACUAUAAUAAAUAAAAUAUACAUGUUGUAUAUAUAUGGCUAGUUUACUGGCUUGAAUGAA